This is a messenger RNA of Stomoxys calcitrans (stable fly), 3374 nucleotides long. It is a transcript of the gene Mtp, whose product is annotated as microsomal triacylglycerol transfer protein. Gene Ontology annotation, biological process: lipid transport; lipoprotein metabolic process. The coding region runs from base 350 to 3025 and encodes 891 amino acids. Gene Ontology annotation, cellular component: endoplasmic reticulum; Golgi apparatus; basolateral plasma membrane. The transcript has 8 exons. Gene Ontology annotation, molecular function: lipid binding. The record is from RefSeq and is a predicted model, not a curated record. NCBI's taxonomy places the organism in Eukaryota, Metazoa, Arthropoda, Insecta, Diptera, Muscidae.
UUCCAUAAACAUCUGUAGCCCCAACCAGAAUAAAAACAAACGGAGUGAACGGUAUGGUUUUUGUCGGCAAUUAGUUAAGAAUCUAAACCCCGCCACCUCCCGCCGGCAAUCGAACAUUUCGUUUUGUUCUUUAAUUCGUAAAUAAUUUAAAGCGGCCACUUCGCCACUUCAAUUCAUAUCACCAUCGAUCAAGUGCUAAAUGCUCGCUUUAUUAAUGAAUCAAUUGUUGCAAUUGCAUUUAAUGAAUUAACACAACCAAAAGCAACGGAACUCAAGCGAAGAAGACAAUCAAUCUCUGCACAAGCAGAGAAUAUUGUUAUACGUGAGAAGAAAGUCGAAACGCCAAACAAUGAUGUUGAGAAUUUUUAUAUUGUGCACGUUCUGCUGGAUGUGUUGUAUGUCCCAUGGCACUGAACCUUUAUUUGCUCCUCUCGUUCCCUUCAACAGUCAACAUUUCUUCACCCUUACCAAUAAGGUAACAAUCAAGGAAAUUUCCCAUGGUGCCGCCGAAGAGACAAGUUACACAUUUACUACCCUACUCAAGGUCAACAGUGUAUGGAGUAAAAACCAAGAUCAACUGCUUCAAAUCUAUUUUACCGAAAAUCGUGUAUCCACUGUCGAUAAAAAAGGGAAGGAGAGAAUUCAAGAUAUUAUCAAAAUUCCCGAUAGACCUUUCUAUAUACGCUUCGAAGGUCAUGGCCCCACCAAGAUUAUUGCCCACACUUAUAGAGAUCAAUCUUUGCUCAAUAUAGAGAGAGGUAUAGCAUCGCUAUUGCAAAUACAAUACAAAGUGGGGCCCAUGGUGGAAGUCGAUAUGUCCGGCAUGUGCAAUGUCUUCUAUAAUGCCAAGUCUAAGGAAAGGGUAGAGAAAAAGAAGACCGAUUGUUCUAAUUGGGAUUUGAAGGUGGCUUAUAGAGGAGAAAAGCCUUUGGAUAUUUCCCGUUUAUCAAUCGAAAAUGUUGUAUACGACAUUUCCCCUGAAGGAUCUUUGCUACAGGCCCAUUCUGUGGAAACACACAAAAUGCAUUUAACUGCCCAGCCCGAGGUGGGAACCAUUGUUGAAUCUCUACUCACACUAAAACAUGUCACUGCCACAACGGAACAUGUAGAACAGCUUGACUUUGAGACUUUGGAGGAGGCCGUACAAAGUCUUAUGGAAUGGUAUCGUGAAUUCGAUUUGGAAGCUGAUGUUGAUGGAGCGGUAACUGAGUAUGGUUUAGUGACGCUGAAGAGCGAAAUUAAUAAGUACACCAAACAUCUGGCUAACAAACGAAUUGGCCAUUACCAAUUAGCUGAAGCUUUUGCCAGGCUUGUACCUUUGGCCCGUAUUACAAAACAAGAAGAAUUCCAAGAGAUACUAGAAAGCCAUAAAAAUAUUCUACCUCAGUUGGUGGACUUACUGGGCGCCACACAAACAUUCGAUGCCCACAAAGCCAUCAAUGCUACAUUCCAAUAUAGAAAACUCAGUGAUUUUGAUCUACUCGAAAAAUAUCUUCAAUCGCUGGCAGUGGGCACUCAUCCUGAAGAGGAAAUAAUCAAGGAUCUCUUUGCCAUAGUCAAGUCUAUGGAUGAUUCUAUGCAAUAUAAGAAAAUCAAAAAUGCCCUCGUCCAAUGCAUGUCCUCACUGGCCCAUCACUUUGAGCGUGAAGUCAUUGAAAUUGAUAUACGCAAUUAUUUAGUGGAAAAUCUCAAGAAAAAUUGUGGCAAAGAUGAAGAAUGUAAACUUUUGAUGAUUCGAGGUCUGCAGAAUUUAGCCGAUCAUCGUUCCAUUGAGACUUUAAUGGGUUAUGCGUUUUUGGCAGAACCCAAAUUGUCUGUGGCUGCCAUGAAAGCCUUAAAGCGUUUCUCUGUUAUACAUUUCCAAGAACCACAUCGUCUCGCGUUUACCUUUAUGUUCUAUCAGAGCCGCAAAAAGUAUGCCACCUCGGCACGUACUAUGGCUUUGGAUAUUUUAUUGGAUAUGCGUCCUACCAAAGAAGAAUUGGGUCAUAUGUUGGACUAUUUGGCUUCGAAUGAUCGUCAUUUUGAGAUUAAGACUUAUGUCAUACAAAAAUUCCAAAUGUAUGCCGAGAAACAUCCGAAAUUUAAAGCUCUGUUGCAAAUGUGUUUGAGUGAGAGGCCUCACAUUAACAAUUAUCACAUACUGGGACAGAAAGGUUUUACCUCGGUUUUAUCACGUCCUUUGUCAUCAGCACCAGCUUUCAAUGAAACAUUGCUAAGUGUUCAAGAAGUCCAUAAAGGAGUUUUACGCCACGGAUCGGUGGAAUUGCUUCUACAAGCAGGAGAAUAUGAAGCUAGCACUUUUAAGCUUGGCAUUUUUACCAACGGCUUGGACACAUUUAUGUCCAACAACAAUGAUGCCGACGAGCAGGAGGACUUGGAUGACGACAAUGAAGAAAAUCCGGAAUAUAGCCCCAUAACAGCUGGUAUGGAAAUCUCAGUAAAUGGUGUAGCUCAUCGGCCAUUGAUAUUCUUUACUGGAAAAUCCGAGUUAAUGACACACAUCUGGAGUGGUACUGUAUCGGAGUCAACACCCGCCUUCCAGGGUACCAUGUUAGCGCAUGAUCAUGAACACUAUGUGAUGUUAUCGUCGGGUGCCACAGCCCAUUUUAAUGUGAUAGGUGCCAAAUCGAUAGAUUUAAAUGGCAAAGCUGGCUUUAGUCUUUGGAAUCGUAAUGCGGAUACUGAAAUUAAACAGAAUGCUGCCACAGUUGUUUAUGGCAUAAUGAAGGUGGGAUUUACCUAUGCCACGGUGACAAAUGAAUUUGUAUUCUCCUAUGAACCAAAAAUUGUGCUGCAAGCGCACAUUGACUUCUAUGAUGAACUCAAGCUGUGCAUGCGUUUACAGAGACCGGAAAUGGAAUUGAAUUUGAAGAGCACCAAAACGGUUAACCUCAAAUCCAUUUACAAUUACCAAAAAUCUGUACAUUCUAAACACAGUCACAAAUUCCCUGGUCAUACCUAUGCCCUAAAUCGCAAGAAUAAUAACAUGUGUAAUAUGGUGGCGAAAAAUUUGGAGCUUUAAUCAUCAUCCGCAUCUUCUAUACAUUGCCCAGUGUGUAUGUGUGUGAUAUUGUGUGUUCCAUUUGAAGUUCCUAAGUUUAAUUAGGAAGCGCAUUCGUUUCAUUCUACCUCGGCGGGUGAAGUACAGGUACUACACACACAGAAAGGAACAUUGUAUAUCUUAUCUAUUAAACCCUAUUUCCAGUUUAAAAGAGAACUUUGUAUGCAUAUUGUUUAUUAUUUUGAUAUUAAUCCUGUAAGAGCAUUUACUAAGAGCAAAAGACUCGAUUAUAUUUUAUAUGAGUGUAUACAUAUGUAUGUUUAAUAUAUGAAGCUAAGCUUAUUGUUUUAACAAAAACGCUAUAAAAUUU